GACACCAGCUUGGAUUGUAUUAAUUGGUAUCGAUAGAGCGAAUUAGAGAUCCCGCCAUGAAAUUCCUAUUAUUGGUUGCCCUGUUUGUGGUUGCUGCUUCGGCCACGGAGAACAAUGAUCCCAUUUCUCUGGAAUCCAAUGUGGAGUACAAUGGCAAAUACCAUUAUCAUUAUGAGCUUAAGGAUGGCUCUAAGGCCACACAGGAUGGAGUUCUGAAGUCCGUGAAUGCCGAGCACAAUGGUGAGGCGGUCAAUGGCAAGUACUCCUUCGUUGGUGACGAUGGCAAGACCUAUGUGGUGUCCUACACUGCUGAUGAGAAUGGAUUCCAAGCAGUCGGUGAUCAUUUGCCCACACCACCACCCACCCCUGAGUCCGUGCUGAAGGCUCUAGAAUACAUCCGGCUGCAUCCCUACAAGACGCCCGAGAAGAAGAACUAAACAUCCCGCAAGAACUAAGCCAGAAUGUGAUUGAAAACAAAAGAACUGAGACAAAUUAAAAAGAUAUUUACAAAAAACGAGAAUAACAAAG
Drosophila eugracilis is the source of this 528-nucleotide messenger RNA. It is a transcript of the gene Cpr49Af, whose product is annotated as endocuticle structural glycoprotein SgAbd-3. Gene Ontology annotation, molecular function: structural constituent of chitin-based larval cuticle. Gene Ontology annotation, cellular component: chitin-based extracellular matrix. Bases 57 to 437 code for a protein of 126 amino acids. Lineage: Eukaryota; Metazoa; Arthropoda; Insecta; Diptera; Drosophilidae. The transcript has 2 exons. The record is from RefSeq and is a predicted model, not a curated record.